Numida meleagris (helmeted guineafowl) is the source of this 1054-nucleotide messenger RNA. RefSeq names its product zinc finger protein 397-like. Gene Ontology annotation, molecular function: DNA-binding transcription factor activity, RNA polymerase II-specific; RNA polymerase II cis-regulatory region sequence-specific DNA binding. The record is from RefSeq and is a predicted model, not a curated record. The transcript has 2 exons. Bases 147 to 920 code for a protein of 257 amino acids. Gene Ontology annotation, biological process: regulation of transcription by RNA polymerase II. NCBI's taxonomy places the organism in Eukaryota, Metazoa, Chordata, Aves, Galliformes, Numididae.
AGCAGCUGUGCUGGUAUCAAUGCAAUGCUCUCAUCUCCGCUGUUUCUGUCAUUGAAGCUACACUUCCAGCUCUCAAACCCGUGGUGAUCUCCCUGCUUGUAGGAGGAGAAGAGCCCUGGAUCCCAGGUGGGCGUAGCCCUGAGGCCAUGGCAGGAGACCUCAGCCCAGGAGGUGGUGGGAUCACAAAUACCAAGGAGGACCUGCAGAAAAGUGGUGUGACCGAAAGGCAGUGGGGUAGUGCCUCCGUGGAAGAAAUUGGAAGGGAUGUCCGUGUGGGCUUUGAGCAAGCCGAGCACUUCAAGAAGCCACUGGGAAAGCACCUGGGAAAGACAGCACGGAACCCGCUGGACUUCAGAGCAGGUGAAAAUCAGCCUGAAGAACCUAGGAACAGGGAAGUAUGCCAGAAGAAAAAACAGAACUCAAGAAAUGAGUAUGUGAAACGCGUUAAAAAUUCCAGACUUGUGAACAAGCAGCACAUACACUCAGGGGAGAGACUGUAUAAGUGCUCUGACUGUGGUAAGAGAUUCAAAUGGAGAGCCCACCUUACAAUACACCAGCGCAUCCACACAGGAGAGAGACCGUUUAAGUGCUCUGAGUGUGGGAAGACCUUCAAAAACAGUUCCACCCUUUACUACCACCAGCGCAUCCACACAGGAGAGAGACCCUUCAAGUGCUCUGAGUGCUGUAAGAACUUCAAAAGGAGUUCCCACCUCACCUACCACCAGCGUGUCCACACAGGGGAGAGGCCCUUUAUGUGUCCUGAAUGUGGGAAGAGCUUCAAAAGCAGUUCCAAUGUCAUCCGCCACCAGCGCAUCCACACAAGAGGGAGACCCUACAAGUGCCCUGAGUGUGGGGAGAGCUUUAGAAGCAGUUCUAGACUCAUCUCCCACAAGCAUGUCCACAGAGGAAAGAGACUGUAGAAGUGUGUUGUGGUUUAACCCAGCAGGCGGCUCAGCACCACAGAGUCCUUUGCUCACUCAUACCCUUCCCCGUGAGCUGGGGGAGAGAAUAAAAAAAAAAAAAAAUAUUAGUAGAAUUUGUGAGUGGAGAUAAA